GGCUAGGAACGAGCGAAGAAGGAACGAGCAACGGCGGUGGUGUCUUUCCUCCUCCGUGCGUGCGAGUGUUUUUUGGUCACGAAGUAGUGCGUUUUCUUGUGUUUUGUUGUGCGUUUGUCUGUCGUUUGUGUUACCGGUCGUCGUGAGAGGGGUUUUGUGAAUCCGUUUUAUCCGGGAUUAGCGUGUUAGCGAGUUUUAGUGUCCCCGUCGUCAAGGUGGUUUGUUGUUGGUUUUUUCUGUUUUUGAGUGUAAUACCCAUUCCCGAUGCUAACAAGUGUGCCACGACGUCACCAGCGGCGUGUUUGCUUCGAUCGUUUGUGAAUCUCUUCGUGUGCCCGUGUGCGUGCGUGCGUGUGUGUAUCGUGUCCAAAACAAAGUGUUAAUUGCGACCGACAAGUGUGUGUGUGCGUGCGUGUCAAGGGUUACUACGAGUAGGUGUGCUAGCGGCGUUCUUGAGGACGCCCCGUGGAUGCUGAUGAAACAUAUUGACGAGCGGCGACGACGACGACGACGACGGACGAUGGUGGCCAGCAUGAGCGGAAACCAGCGUAACAUGUUGCCGGUGCUACUGUUACUGGUGCUGUGUGUUGGCCUUCCGCUGGAAGGCGUACGGGGUAGUGCCAUUCCUUCGGCCUCCUUUCCACCAAACAGUGCCAGUAGUGGGAUUGCCAACAGUGCCUCGUCUUCCUCGACCGUCGGUCUCGCUGACGGUGGCGGUGGCUCCACGAUCCGGCGACCCCUAUCGGGAGCUACCGUGGCCGGUUCGUCCUCCUGUCUGGCCGUACAUCCGAUCUUGCAGCGACGCGGUGUCGAACAGAUCGAUAUGCCGAUCGAUCCCAUUCCAGAUCUGACGCUGCGCCAUUGCGAGGUACCGGUCGGUGUUGGCACCUGCUGUACGCAGACGACCGAACACAAGCUAGCGCUCCACUCGAAGACGAUGCUCGAGCGCAACACCAAAGACAACAUCUCGAAGCUCUCGUCGGUGCUCGGUGCCCGGGCCGUCCGCUUCAAUGAAUUCUUUGAAAAGCUGUUGACCGAAUCGAAGCACGAGUUUCACGCAAUGUUCAAGCGAACGUACGGUACGAUCUAUGAGCAGAACUCGUACGUCUUUGCCGAUCUGUUUGCCGAGCUGGAGCGCUACUACGCUCACGGGAAGGUCGAUCUGGCCGAGACGAUGGAUCACUUCUUCAACAUCCUGUUCCAGAAGAUGUUCACCGUGCUGAACGCGCAGUACUCGUUCGACAACAAAUAUCUUGGCUGUGUGAGCGAACACAUGAAGGAACUGAAACCAUUCGGCGAUGUACCGGAUAAGCUGUCCGUCCAAAUUAAGCGUUCGUUUGUGGCGACUCGAACCUAUGCCCAGGCGCUAGCAUCGGCCGCUGAGGCGGCCAAGAACAUGGUCAAUGUUCGUCUGUCCGCUGAAUGUACGGCGGCACUUACCAAGAUGAGCACCUGUAAUGUGUGCGCGGGACAAACGAGAAAACCGUGCGUACCGUACUGUUUGAACGUGGUGAAGGGAUGCUUCCAGAGCUACGACGAGGUCGGUUCCCAGUGGGACACGUUCGUGAGCAAGAUGGAGCGCGUCUCGGAGCGAUUGCUGGGACCGUUCAACAUCGUGAUGGUAGUGGCACCGAUCGAUAUCAAAAUCUCCGAGGCCAUUAUGAACUUCCAGGAGAAUGGCAAAGACAUAUCGGAUCGCAUCUUCCAGGGAUGUGGCCAACCUGCCCUUGGCCGUAUGAGACGUUCGAUUGAGGGCGAGACACUGAUCGGCGCGAAUGGCAUCGAAGAUCAUCCACAUCUGAUAACGGCCCUCAAGCGUCAACUACCAGUGCUUUCACUUAUCGCCGAAGCUUCCGAUGCGGAUUCACAGUUCACUUUCGACGAGGACGAUGGAACCGAGGAUAGCGGUGAUGUUACGGACGAGAGCGACAAGCGCAUUAGCAAGCGAUCGGCAGGAGGCAAUGGUGCCGGUGAUUCCACUAGCCGGGAGCUCAAGUACGAACCAUUGCAGUUCUCCGAUGGUGAUGUUCAGUUUACCAAUAGCAAUGGACCACCGUUGAUCCCGGCGCUAUCACCGAGUGGUAGCAUUGAUUCGAAUGGUGGUGGUGGCGGUGGUGGUGGUGGUGGCGGUCGCGCCAAUCGGCGUAAAAACAAAAAUGGACGUAAACCGGCCGCUGAGCAGGAUGAGCAGGACAAUCAGGAACCGAUGAUCGAUCGGCUGGUAAAGGACAUUCGGCAGAAGGUGCGCGAUUCGAAGCGCUUCUGGGCGCAGCUACCGUACAUGCUGUGCAACAAUGAGGACAUCGCGGAACAGGAUCAGAACGAUGCGAGCUGCUGGAACGGCACGGCUGUCGAUCGUUACCAACCCAUUCAGAAUUCCGAAGAUUCUUCCACGAAUCCUGAAUUUCCCAACAAGGUAUACCAGUCGCGGCCAAGUACCAUCGUCCAGCAGCAGCUUUUCGUGCUCCGUACAGCGAUUAGCCAUCUAGAUAAUGCGUACGUUGGACACGACGUGGAGUGGACUGAUCAGGAGGAUGGUUACUAUGGUAGCGGAUCCGGUCAAGGAAGUGGCAUCGAUUAUGAAGAUUCGGCUGGCUCUGGUAUGGGCUUGUGGGAAAUCGAUGUACGGAACGAGCGGCGACCGGGCUCGUUCGAUACCGGUUCUCCGACUGGUGGAAAUAACGUCGAUAGUGGCAGUGUCAAUGCCAACCGUCAUCCGGAGCGUCAUCCAAGCGAGGACCUCGACUACACUGGUUCCCGCUCAGGGUUACCGACUGUGACGAGCGGUUCCGGAGGUAGUGGACACGGUGGUACCUCAACCGCCACUGGCUCACACAAGGCACCAGAUAUGUCUAUCCAGCGAGCGUUGCUACAGUUCUUCCUGCCAAUUGUGAUGGCAUGGUUCGGUGGCCUGUUUGCCGAUUUGCUGUGAUUUGUGCUACACACUCUACUCGUCUAGCAUUUAAGAAGAUGUGGGUUAUUCGCCUUUCGCGGGCGAAAAUGGUCCCCUUACUCUUCCACUCAGAUUGCAAUCCGGAUGUGCAAACGCGGAUGGGAUGGUGGUUCAGCAUUUUGCUCGAAUUUCCUGCCUCCGUGCUAACAUAAUUGUGAAUGUCAUAGACCUUGGGCUGGCUUUCUGUUGCCUGCUGAAAGGUGUCGCACAUGGUUUCACCUCUUUUAAUUAAGUCUACUUCUCAUUAGCAGACUAUGCACGCUGUGCUCUUAACGGGCAGUAACGGAGAUAGAAAUGCUGGCUCUGUCUGAAAAUCCUGUACAAUCAAGGAAUCGAUUGCAUUGAAGCAAAUUUCAUUGAUCAAGAGAUUGACACUUUCAAAACUUCUUUGCGGUAGGAUUUUUCCUACUAAUGAAGGGUAUUGUUAUCUUUUCCUAAGCCGAUACACCAGGGCUGGAGUAAAACGAUGAUGUAUUAAGAACACGAACAUUUACUUACUUGCAUUUAAUGAUUGAGCAAAUAAUGUUUCCCGUAUUAUGAGCACAGUUGUGAAAUUCCAAAAUCCAUGGGAUGUCAUUUUUGUCUAAAGCAUAGACAAAGUGUUUACUUUUGAAGGCAUUCAGUUUUCCAUUCGACGAUAAAAGAAAAUAAGCUGUAUACUUGAUCCACCGCUUCCUACUCGAGUGGUCAAGUGUAAUGGCGACAUGGGGCGGUGUUGUGGCCGGGAGAGAAGCAACGGUUGCAGGAAAAAUCGAUUUCAUUACUAAUAUGCGUUUAGGCCUUAUAUGUUGUCCCAUCUCUAGUCAAAUUAAAUAGUUUAAAUGUGUUUUUCCCAAGCCUGCAGCCGUUGCUAGUUUGCUCUUACCCUGGCAUUGCCUUGCCGUGUCGUAUCCCACUAGUUUGCACACUGGAACGAUCUGUGUGGUUAAGGUAAAGCGAUCAUUCGACGUGGAAAGCGCGCAACGCGUGCGCUUCGAUGUGAUUAGCUAAUAUCGAAUUAAUGUGUUUGAGCGUAUUUUGUUUUAAUUUCUGUACAUAGGCAACAUUAUACUAGAAAUCUACUUAAGUGAUACCGGUAGAUAGACCUGGAAAACGCAGUAGAGAACCAUUUGAGAUAGACAUUUUAGAUUUAAUGCGCUUGGUGGCAACCUGUCGCAUGCAUGAACGAGGCCAGCCGUUUAUUCUGUAUGUAUCUAUUACAUGGGUGUUUGUGAUGUGCGAUCGUACGGAAGUAGAAACGAGUGGCAAAGGGCAGCGAGGACAUAGCAGGGCAUUUGGCUCGAUGAGAAAUAUUUAUAAUUAUUUUAUUUUAUUUUAUUGUGCUGCAUGGUAUUAAUUCCAUGUUCUAGGUUCCGUUCAAAAUCAUGUUUUACCGUGCUAACACUAUUCCUACAUGCUGCUAGAUGUCCCCUUAAUAUUGAUUCAAUUAAACAGCCACACCUCCGUGUAAUGCCGAUAAUGUAAUCUUAUUCGUUUUUAAUAGAUAAACAAAUGAAAGCGCGUAGGUUUACUAUCUUAUAAGUUCUGUGAUGCACAUUUGGGCUCAUUAUUGUUUCUAAACUCUGAAAGGAUUGCAAUGGUAUAUGCGUCUGAUAUGCGAGUGGACGAACGAAUUGUAGAUGGUCUUAAGGGAAAAGAGGAAGAGCCUGAACAGAAAAAAAUCCAUAUCUGUGUUGGUUCAGGAACCAUGCAAAUACAGGGGUAGCUAAACAAGACUGUGCUCACUCGUACAUACUUCACUGUGAGCAAUUGAGGUGUCUCUGAACGCAGAAUCGAUAAAGGGGAGGAGACGCAUUUACGAACAAUAUACUUACAAAUCAUAGGCACAAAGGAGCGGUAUGUCUCGCAUAUGAGCGCACUCAUUGUAUAUUUAAGACUUAAAAUUUCUUUUUAUCUAUACUUUCUGAAGAUUGAAAGCGUGUAUAUAUAAUGGGUAAACGAAUCAUGCUAAAUCGUAGGAAAAAGGCAAGUUGGCACAGCUUGUGACGAAGGCAAUCGUACAGAGUUACGCUUUCCUCUAAAUCACCUAAACUUCCCUCCAUCACAUGCGAUUGAAGCAAAGGAGAAAACAAUAAGUGUCUAAAAGAAGGUCGCCGUAACUCCGCACAGAACCAUUUUGUUAUGCAUACUCCUUCCCAUGUAUACUAAACUAGCAUAGCUGGCAGGCAGUAUGAACAGAAUAUGUUCCACAGGUGUAAAAUGUAAACCACAAAUCGUAAACUAUACUUCAAAAGAAAGCAAAACAACACGUGCAGUAAGAGGUCGUGAAUGAUCGGGAGUAACAGACACAACAGAAGUAGGGUUGAUCAAG
Messenger RNA from Anopheles darlingi, 5264 nucleotides. RefSeq names its product glypican-4 (gene dlp). Gene Ontology annotation, cellular component: cell surface; plasma membrane; extracellular region. The transcript is spliced from 9 exons. Gene Ontology annotation, biological process: regulation of protein localization to membrane; cell migration; regulation of signal transduction. The record is from RefSeq and is a predicted model, not a curated record. NCBI's taxonomy places the organism in Eukaryota, Metazoa, Arthropoda, Insecta, Diptera, Culicidae. Bases 470 to 2932 code for a protein of 820 amino acids.